Molecule: messenger RNA, 4362 nt
Organism: Mercenaria mercenaria
Lineage: Eukaryota; Metazoa; Mollusca; Bivalvia; Venerida; Veneridae
Product: palmitoyltransferase ZDHHC23-B-like
Exons: 6
Coding region: 269-1558 (429 amino acids)
Biological process (GO): peptidyl-L-cysteine S-palmitoylation; protein targeting to membrane
Cellular component (GO): Golgi apparatus; endoplasmic reticulum
Molecular function (GO): protein-cysteine S-palmitoyltransferase activity
Source: RefSeq, a predicted model, not a curated record
UGUGUGCGUCUAAAAAUGCAGAUGACAAAGAAAAAAUCAAUUUUAUAUUUUCAUUUUAAAAUUUAAUACCUUGGUCUGUAGAUAAACAGCUGUCGGCAAACACAUGUUCUUUUCACGGUACAUCGUGUUUGCUGCAGUGUCUUUUCACAAAGAAGAGCAAAUCGAUAAUAAAUUAAAUCGAUCUAAAACAUGUUUCCGCGACAUCAGUUCAAGCUGUCGUUGUUUUAUUUAAGAAAGAGAAACUAGUGCGCUAUUUCUUCAAAAAUUCAUGAAGGAUAAAUACAUAAUCAGAAAAAUGGCAUCAGACGAUGUAUUAUGUUGUUGCGAGUACCGAAACAAAAGUGGUGAAAGAACUCAUUUGUUGGCUUGUUGUUGCGACUGUGAGGCCCUCGACCAGAUGGCAGACAGAUUGUUUAGAUGUGAAAAGAUUCCUACGUCCCUAGUUGACAGGUUUCUUGAUACUGUGAUGGAUAGGUGCCGUAUACCAGGUUUCUCCGGAGGCGGGGCCACACAAGUCAACUUUGAAAUUGUCACACCUAUUGUUGUUAUACCUAUCAGCUUGAUGCUAUGUGCGAUUGGGCCAAUUUCAUCCUUUCUGAUAUUGAGCUGUUUUCCAUACUUCUGUUUCUUCUUCUACCGUACUUGGAGGAGGAAAACAAACAAAACAAGGACCAAAUUUUUCUUUGUGUGGGGCUUAACAUCUCUCCUAUUCAUGUAUUUUCUUUUUGAGAUGAUAAUAUGCUCUUACACAAAUGUUUCAUUUAUAGACAACCUGAUUAUAAGUUUAUCAGUUAUAGCGAUGUGUGUAGCCCUAAAAUUUGCAAAGAAGGACCCUGGAAUAAUACCUAGUGAUAAACUCAAACAAUAUUUAUAUGAUUCGUUCAGUUUGUUUGGAAUGCUAGAGAAUGCAGACAGAGAUGAUGAGGAUAUAGCUGACUUUGAAGUUGUAGAACAUGAUGACGUACCAGGUGAUGUUGGUGAAAAAGCUAUAGAACUUCAGAACAAGAACUCAGCAAAUAAUGAACAGCUUAGUAAGGGAGGUAACUGUUGUGAUUCAUGUUGUGUAGAGAAACCUCCAAGAUCUGGGCACUGUACUGUGUGUGAUGUGUGUAUAUACAAUAGGGACCAUCACUGUGUAUGGAUAGACAGCUGUGUUGGAGCCAGAAAUCACCGAUCAUUCCUUGUUGCUAUGACGAUAUUUGUGUUUACUUGUUACUAUGGAAGUUAUUUGACCUUGACCUCAGUAUGCGAUCCUAACUGGCCCCAUGAGAUCACUUGCUCCUUCCAUACAGCUUACAGGGACUUCAAAUGGGGACUUUGUUAUGCCAGUGCUUGGUAUGUAAUUGUUGUGGCAACAAUAAUGUUGUUCGGGCUGUUUCACCAGAUUGUGCUAAUAUCACAAAACAUGACUUCACAAGAGUUGCACAAUGCAGCUAAACAAGGAAACACUCGAUUGUUGAUGUUCAACACCAGAAAUGUGUACAACAGAGGAAUUUUAAACAACUGGAAUGAUUUCUGGAUGAAACAAAGAUAUGUAGGAAUGUAUGAAACUGUUUAAAUAUUUACUUUAAGGUAGCUCUGCACGUUUGGAUCGAAAAAUUUUCUACAAUGUAGCAUUUGAUAAAACUCCCCUUUUUCAAAUCUUAAGAAUAUACUUAGAAAACUCAGCAAAUAAUAAAGACAGAGUGGUGUGCUUGAUUUUUUUACUAGACUGAUCUGAAAAGUUUCAACCUCACGUAAUUUUUCAUAAUGGAAGUCUAUGGGAAACUCACAACUUUCAUAACAUUUUCACAAAUAGAAAUUUUUCUACAAUGUAGAUUUUAAUAAAACUUCUCACAGUAGUAAGUAAACAUAUGGUCUAUAAUGUGGUGAAAUAAAAUGUGUAUGUCCGUGUACUUAUUUUAGAGAUAAUUGACCAUGAUUAAAGUGAACAGCAUAUUUCAAGCUAAUUUUCGGACAUUAUUUUGAAUAAUUUAACAUGUAUCAUAUUUUAACUUUAGGAAAAUAGUAACAUUGCCAUUGUAAUAAAUUUACUCGUGGAUUGCCAUUUAUUCAUAAAAUGAUUUUCAUUUCCGUACUCCUAAUAUAGGCUUUAUUCUAUGUUUUCUGGAUAAAUAAUGUUACUCCAUCACUUCCGGUUUAUCAGAUGUGCAGAAUUACCUUAAAACAGCAAAACUGUAGAAAAAAUAAAAUCAGCAUCUUUUAUGUGCUUGAAGUAUUUACCAAUGCACUUGCAUAGUAUCUGUUAAACACUAUAUUGCUAAGUACUCUAAAAAGAUCUUUUUGUUUUUAAACUAUUUUAUCUGUGAUUAAAUAAUCAACAUUUUAUUAACCUCUCAAGACUUUGUGGUGUUUGUAAUUUUUUUAAAACUAUUUUAUGGUUUGUUAUUAUUUUAACUGUGCAAUAACUUCUUAAAUGUUUGAGUGUUUUGUCUUGAAAUUUGGAACAUGAAAAAAUGGCUAAAUGGUGGGCGCCAAGAUCACUCUGUGAUCUCUUGCUCCAAUUGUAACAGAACUUUAUAAAAAUAAUCUUUUCAGAAACUGAUUGGCAGAUUUUGAAAUAAUUUCACCUAAAUAUGUCUAGUUUCAAAUUAUUCCAGUUUGUCAAAAAUUUCUUAUAAGAUAUAUUGUUGUUUGUGUUUGUUUAUUGUGGAAGCUUGAAAAUCAUCGAGUCAGAAACCACAGGCCAAAAUUCAGACUGAUUUCACAUUAUUUUCCUUGUAUGACCCUCUGCCAAAAUUGUUUAACUCGGACGAGAGACCAUAGAGGCUCUCGUUUUUACCUUAUUGAUGAUUAAAAUAGUUGUUAGAGAUUUCAUUUCCAUUGUUACAAACUUGUAGAUGUGGAAAAGUUUCUAAUUUUAACAUCCUCAACUCUUGCCAUGUAUAUACAAUGCUUUAUUGAUUAGCUUAACCUUUACCCUACUAAAUUUAUGAAAUGGACUGGUCUAUCAUUCCAUUUUGGCAGUACCAUUUAUUAUUUGAAGGGGUGUUCAUUGAAAAUUUACUGACAGAAUAGCGACAGGCUGAUCUUGGUCUGCACUAGUCGCAAAGGCAAAAUUUCUUGCUGCCAGCAGGCUAAAUGUUAAAAUUGUAAUGUAGUAAUUAGUCAGGAUAGUUAUUUUAUUUGCAUAUCAAAAUAGAUGUAAGAUGCAACUUGUUAAAGAGAUAGUUUGUAUAAUCAGUUUAUUGUACCCCCCGACAACAAAGUUGUAAGGGGGGGUAUACUGGUUUCAGGUUGUCUGUCUGUCUGUCUGUCCGUCUGGUCGUCUGUCCGUCUGUCCGUAAACGCAAUCUUGUGCGCACCAUCUCUCCUUAUCCCCUUGGCAGAAUUUAAUGAAACUUCACACAAGUGAUCAGUACCAACAGUAGUUGUGCAUGGGGCAUGUAAGGUUCUUUAAGAAAAAAAAUUUGCAGAGUUAUGGGACUUUGUUUUUUUGUUACUAUACUAUAUACAUAGACACAAUCUUGUGCGCACCAUCUCUCCUCAUCCCCUUGACACAAUUUAAUGAAACUUCACACAAGUGAUCAGUACCAACAGUAGUUGUGCAUGGGGCAUGUUAGGUUCUUUUAGAAAAAAAAUUUGCAGAGCUAUGGGACUUUGUUUUUUUGUUACUAUACUAUAUACAUAGACACAAUCUUGUGCCCACCAUCUCUCCUCAUCCCCUUGACACAAUUUAAUGAAACUUCACACAAGUGAUCAGUAACAACAGUAGUUGUGCAUGGGGCAUGUUAGGUUCUUUCAGAAAAAAAAAUUGCAGAGUUAUGGGACUUUGUUUUUUUGUUACUAUACUAUAUACAUAGACACAAUCUUGUGCGCACCAUCUCUCCUUAUCCCCAUGACACAAUUUAAUGAAACUUCACACAACUGAUCAGUAACAACAGUAGUUGUGCAUGGGGCAUGUUAGGUUCUUUCAGCGACAAAAAUUGCAGAGUUAUGGGACUUUGUUUCUUGUUAACAUACUAUGUACAUACAGCCUGCAUAUGCAAUCUUGUGCGUGCCUAAUCUACCAAACCCUUGCACACAAUUUAAUGAAACUUCACACAAGUGAUCAGUACCAACCCUAGUUGUGCAUGGUGCAUGUUACAUUCUUUUAGAUAAAUAUUCUGCAUAGUUAUGGGACUUUGUUUUUUGUUACUCUACUGUAUACAUACAGUCCACAUAAUUAUGCAGUCUUGUGUGUGUCAAAUUCAGUGUACUGUGUCAGUGCAUGCGGGGGGUACAUUCAUCACCUUUAGUGAUAGCUCUAGUUUUAUGAUUAAAUUCAAUAUUUUAAAACUAACAUAUUGUACUUACCUGAUGAUAAUUAUUGUUAAGACUACAUAUUUUCUAAGGAUGUUUUUUUCAUAUGGAGGAUAUGGA